Messenger RNA from Hypomesus transpacificus, 2101 nucleotides. It is a transcript of the gene adisspb, whose product is annotated as chromosome 18 C20orf27 homolog. Bases 482 to 886 code for a protein of 134 amino acids. The record is from RefSeq and is a predicted model, not a curated record. Lineage: Eukaryota; Metazoa; Chordata; Actinopteri; Osmeriformes; Osmeridae. The transcript has 6 exons.
AAUUCAGAUACAAAGAUUGAACUAUGUUUUCUGAUUGAGUAUCUCUAGACUUCUGCACAGGUUGCAAACCACGUGACCCAAUGCGGAAGCUGGCACAAUUGUAGUCGCAAAGGCGAGUGGAUACAGAAGUGAAUGUUCGCAGGUGGUCGGAAUAAACUACACAUUUCGACUUCAACGCCCCACUUUGAUUUAAGGCAGCGUUUACAGCGCAAAGGUGCACGAUCUUCCAAAAAACAGAUUCUGAACUGCGAGGGUGUACUUGAGGCCAGGCAGUGUUGAGAGAGAUGAGCGUGCUGUGAGCAUCAGUGGGACUUAGACAGACACCGGGAGUUUGUGGACGUGCCUGUGAGGGGAUGGCUACAGCCAGAAAGAAAUCCACAGAGAAGACGGGGGGGGGGGGGGGGGCGUGCGUUUCUCCGAGGAGGCGUCCGCUGCCCCCUCCCACGUGCACUUUGACGAGAAACUGCACGACUCGGUCGUCAUGGUGAUCCCGGAACCCGAUGGCAACUUCCUGGUCAAGGUUGGCUUCCUGAAGACCCAGCACAAGUAUGAGAUAGUCUUCACCCUGCCGGAGUUCCCCUCCCUGGGGAAGGAGGUGUGCCCUGCCCCCAUCCCCAAUCCUCACCUCCGCAUCACAGACAUAUCCCCAGGAACUGACGGGGGUCUGAGGGUGACGUGUGAGUACGUGGCCCAACACGAGGGGGUGCUCUGUGAGGAGGUGUUGCUGGUGAGCGAGACCAAGGAGGACACGUGCAUCAGGGUCAAAGUUCACGCCAGAGUCAUGGACCGCCACCAUGGUACCCCUAUGCUGUUGGAGGGAGUGCGCUGCGUGGGAGCAGAGCUAGAGUACGACUCUGAACAGAGUGACUGGCAAGGAUUUGAUUAGAAGAGAUCUCGAGUACCACCACCCACCCUUCCCAAGCACACACACACACACACACACCACACAAACACACACUGGCACAAAUACACACACAAAAGACUGUGUCACGUGUGACAUUUCACCUUAUCCUCAAUCAUCCCGACAUGCCCUUGAUUCUUAAGGAGACCAGGGCAGACAGUGGACAGUGGUUUAAUCUGUCUGAACCAGAACAGGAAUUACAUGAAUACCUAAGGUAUAUCUAACACAGGCCCGAUUUCCUCUCAAAUAGAUUUAGAUUGACUUAUACUUAUUUAAAACUACUUUGAAUGUUACUCUGGUACUGCUUCUGUGUUUGUAUGGUCUUUCAACUGAGUUUCUGUUUAACUAUUGUCAGUCUUCUAAAUUGUUUUUGAACUUAUCCAGCCUAUUAUAGUUAAUAAUUACUUCCAAGGUUAAUCUGUCUCCCAAGGGCAGUCGUGACUCACUCCUACCACAGGGGGCGCUCAAGACCUCACUGUGCUCGCAUUUGAGAAACUGAGAAAUGUGUUUGAUUUGUUAAAACCUUUUUGGGGACUUUUGGUUUUCCAUUUGAAAUGCAAGUGCCUAUUUUGCUCUCCAGUUAAAAGCUUUGAGAGAGAAAAAAUCAGCUCCCAGGGCUUGGAGAAAGUCUGAGUGUUUUUAUCAAAUUACAUUUUACGUGUAGAAUUUGUUUUUAUAUUUAGACAUGACUCGUGACAUUGAUUGGCAGCAUGAAACACUGGGUGGGCAGAAUUUAGCACUACACCCUUAUAGACGUUCCCUCCUCUCUCCCCCAUUCAAAUGGAUCCUGUGUCACAAAUCAACACAAAUAUCCUAAUCUUACCAUCUUCAUGUCCCUUCUACGUGCUUAUAGAUGCCUAUAGGCCGUGCUUAUAGAUGCCUAUAGGCCGUGCUUAUAGAUGCCUAUAGGCCUAAAUAAGUAUUUUGGGGGUGAUUUCUGGUAAAUGUAGUCCAUUGCAAAGAAGCCGGUCUGCUGGUCUUGCACCAUGACAGACCAGAGAUAUCCUGGUUGAGUGUUUGGAGUAGGGUUAGUGGUGUGGGAAAAACAUACUCAUUUGUGAAGCAACUUUCCAGCCAGGAAUGUAGCAUCUAGAAUUAGUCAAUACUGGUCAAUACUUGUGUUCCCUGUGUAUGUGUGACAUAGUGUUUUUUGUGUUUUUCUUAUGCCAUGAAAUAAUAAAUGGUACUUUUGAACAGAAA